UCUAGGUUCAUUUGCUGAAGUUUCCAAGUCUGCUCUUCUCUUCUUAAGCUGAUAAUGAAAAGCAAAGGUAAAAAGAUACAAUAUCUUGCACUAACCAGUUUAUAUAGAAGUAUGCAAGUCGCUCUGUGGUGUGCUUUAAAAAAAUCCUUAGAAUCCCAAGUGAUCUGUAGCAAUUUGAAUGUGUACUUUUUCUCUGUUUUGCUUUGGGGUGUGUGGGAUGUAGUGUAUAGCAGCUAAACAAUACCUCACUUGUUUACAGAAAAGCUUGGGAAGGAGCAGUGUGAAAGAAGAAAAUAUUUACAAUAGUUUUCUACCCAAUUAAAACCAGAAGGCAGACUGAAAAGGAGCGAGCUCAUCUACCACCCACACCAAUUAAAAGUUACAUGAUGGAAUUCACGUUUUCUCAAGAAGAGUUGCAUAUCUUAGGUCAGUACCGUUGAAGAUACCUUCUGAUUGCAACACCCCAAGCACAGUCCUGUAACAAAUUUGCUGGAAGAACGCAUACAAUGGAUCUCAAAGAAAGCUGCCCAAGUGUUAGCAUUCCCAGCUCUGAUGAACACAGAGAGAAGAAAAAAAGGUUUACUGUUUACAAAGUGUUGGUUUCAGUUGGCAGAAAUGAGUGGUUUGUCUUCAGACGGUAUGCAGAGUUUGAUAAACUCUACAAUACGCUAAAGAAGCAAUUUCCCACUAUGAACUUGAAGAUUCCAGCUAAAAGAAUAUUUGGAGAUAAUUUUGAUCCCGAUUUUAUUAAACAGAGAAGAGCAGGACUGAAUGAAUUCAUUCAAAACUUAGUUAGACAGCCAGAGCUAUGCAACCACCCAGAUGUCAGAGCAUUUCUUCAGAUGGAUAACCCAAAACACCAGUCAGAUCCAUCUGAAGAUGAAGAUGAUAGGAGUAAUCAGAAGUUAAAUUCUACCUCACCGAAUAUCAACUUGGGACCAUCUGGAAAUCCUCAUGCUAAGCCAACGGACUUCGAUUUCCUGAAAGUGAUUGGGAAAGGCAGCUUUGGCAAGGUUCUUCUUGCAAAAAGAAAACUGGAUGGGAAAUAUUAUGCUGUCAAAGUGCUGCAGAAAAAAAUUGUUCUUAACAGGAAAGAGCAAAAACAUAUCAUGGCUGAACGUAAUGUGCUUCUGAAAAAUGUGAAACAUCCAUUUUUAGUUGGAUUACAUUACUCAUUCCAAACAACAGAAAAGCUUUACUUUGUCCUGGAUUUUGUUAAUGGAGGAGAGCUGUUCUUUCAUUUACAAAGAGAACGUUCCUUUCCUGAGCACAGAGCCAGAUUUUAUGCUGCUGAAAUAGCCAGUGCACUGGGAUACUUACACUCCAUAAAUAUUGUGUACAGGGAUUUAAAACCAGAAAACAUUCUCCUAGAUUCACUAGGUCAUGUUGUGCUGACAGACUUUGGACUUUGUAAAGAAGGGAUUGCAAGUUCUGAUACUACUGCAACAUUCUGUGGGACACCGGAAUAUCUUGCACCAGAAGUUAUUAAAAAGCAGCCCUAUGACAACACAGUAGACUGGUGGUGCCUUGGUGCAGUUCUUUAUGAAAUGCUUUAUGGACUGCCUCCUUUUUACUGCCGUGACGUUGCUGAGAUGUAUGAGAAUAUUCUUCACAAGCCCCUAGUCUUGCGUCCAGGAAUCAGCCUCACAGCCUGGUCUAUUCUGGAGGAGCUUUUGGAGAAAGAUCGGCAAAGCAGACUUGGAGCAAGGGAAGAUUUUCUUGAAAUUCAAAAGCACCCAUUCUUUGAAUCUCUCAGCUGGACUGACCUUCUACAGAAGAAGAUUCCACCACCAUUUAAUCCUAACGUGGUUGGCCCGGAUGAUAUUGGGAAUUUCGAUGCGGUGUUUACAGAAGAAAUGGUCCCAUACUCAGUUUGCAUCUCUUCUGAUUACAGCAUUGUUAAUGCCAGUGUCCUAGAGGCAGAUGAUGCAUUUGUUGGGUUUUCUUACGCACCACCUUCUGAAGAUAUGUUUUCCUAGGAAGUUAGAAGCCAACAGUGUUUUGGAAGUCUUGGGAUGAACUCAAACAUUGAACACAUUCCAAAUUAGUGUAACUAGUGCCUCAUUUUGUAUAUAGGUUUGUAACCUAUGAACAAACAUUCUCUGCUGUAUAGGAGGAAUUUGGGCAUUUUGGAUGGCUUUCUUUGGGAUUUGAACUGUUUAUUUCCUGCUGCAGAAAAUAUUUUUUAAAGAACAUUAAGUAACAUUCUCUACAUUAACGUAUUUUUUAAGCAAAAACACUGACUGUUCUCAUCAGUCCCUUCAGGUUUACAUUCGUACAUAUCUAAGAUAAGGCCGGCACAAGCAGCAGCGUUAUUUAGUAAAUUUAUAAAUGCCUUUGUACCUAUUUACAGUGACUCUGUGCUUGAAUUGUAACUAUGCAAAUUAUCUUUUGUAUAUUCCUGGUUUAAAAAAGUUAAAUGUUUUUUUCCCUGUUAUAUUGGUUUGAGCUUUGUUAACCUGUCAGCACUUAAAUGAAGAUUUAAUUUAAGACUGAGAUGCUUGGAGGAUUUACGUAGAAGGAAAAAUCGGGUAUGUAAAACUAGAUUGUCACUUUUGUGUAUGCUGGAGUACCUGCAUCUGUGAACUGGAUUAUUUGAAGUAUGCAGGAUUACUCAAAGCAAGAAUGGAACAAAUUAACUAUCCAUUUGGUAACCUUACUGAUCACGAGUUCUACCUUUUUUCCUCCCUGAGAUAAAUGUGUCUGUAUUUCAACUGCAUUAAAAAUAUUUUUGGUUAAAACUCUGCUUUUCCAAAGAUAUAAUAUGCAAUAAUCAGUGCUACUUUGAAAGGCUGUUUUACUUUAACCUUCCUGUGGUGGAUGGUGAGGGGAUCACACCAAACAUUGAGUACUUUUCUCACUGAUUUGUAUUUGGAAACACUAAUAUGUUCCAAAUCUCUUGUAUUUCAACACGCAUAGCUACUUGUCUUUGUGUCCCAUUUUUAAAUCUUCACUUGCUAUUUGGAAAAAAAAAAAAA
Molecule: messenger RNA, 2978 nt
Organism: Phasianus colchicus (ring-necked pheasant)
Lineage: Eukaryota; Metazoa; Chordata; Aves; Galliformes; Phasianidae
Source: RefSeq, a predicted model, not a curated record